Messenger RNA from Penicillium daleae, 2355 nucleotides. Its product is annotated as fungal specific transcription factor domain-containing protein. Lineage: Eukaryota; Fungi; Ascomycota; Eurotiomycetes; Eurotiales; Aspergillaceae. Gene Ontology annotation, biological process: DNA-templated transcription. The coding region runs from base 1 to 2355 and encodes 784 amino acids. The transcript has 10 exons. Gene Ontology annotation, molecular function: DNA binding; zinc ion binding. Gene Ontology annotation, cellular component: nucleus. The record is from RefSeq and is a predicted model, not a curated record.
AUGUACAGGGACAUCAAAGGCAUCAAGAUCACGCUUCGGCUGUCGCACCUGUCGGGCGCGUCAAGUGCGACGAGCGGCCAGGGGAGUGUGGUAAUUGUGCCAGACUGCGCUUGGUUUGCUUGGGCUAUGGAACAUCACCAAGAAAUCAAGUCCGAAAUUCUUCACAGGAACCUAGAGGAAGUUCCAAAAGAAAAAGAACAUAUCGAUCCUGCACAGCAUGUCGUGCCUCGAAAACAAAAUGUUCAGGAGAACGCCCAGCAUGUCGAAGGUGUCAGAGCAAGGCCGUCGCUUGUUCAAGAUACCCUUCUCACUCCGCAGGAAAUUCCUGGCGAGUCUCCUGGGAAUCUCCCGCAGUCAACUCCAACGCCGGUUCUUGGGAAACAAGCGACGCCGCAAUCUCCAUGCCCUUCAUAUCGUCCCUCCUUUGAAUCGGACACAGUCGAGCCGCCGAUACCAUCGCUCGCUUGGAUAAAUGAGCGUCAGCUACCAGGUACUUGGAAAAUCAGAUUACUUGUCGAAGAAUACUUCAACAAUAUUCACCCCUUACGCUGCUUUGCUUUCAUCCACCGACCUACAUUCUUGCAGAGACUGGAUAAGGAUUCGACAAAUCAACAUCAGCACAGCGCCUUGCUCCAUAUAAUCUGCGCCCUUGGCGCCCAGUUUUACGCACUUUCCUACAGUGAGACAGUAACGCCGCUUCCAUCGAAAUUUAUCCUCCUGGCGGGAAAUGAGUGGGCCAAAAUCGCCCAAAGACUUAUCCUUGAGUCUUUGGAUAAUGUCACAAUUGAGAACUUAAGAGCAGCUGUCUUGCUAAAUGACUAUGCGAUCCGUAUGGGGAAUUUUGCAAACGCCUUCAUGCUGAGUGGUAUUAUCACACGCAUGACCCAAGCCUUGCAGAUUAACUUGGAGUUCAACACCGAUAUUCUUUGCCAUAAUAUUGAUGUUGGCCUUUCUGUAACGGCCAGAGAAUCUCGUCGGCGACUGAUGUGGAGUUGCUAUGUUAUGGAUGCUCUUGUUGGAAGUGGAGUGGAUCAGUUGACUCUAAUUGAUGAGAAAGACAUGAAAAUCCAGCUACCUUGCAAUGAGCGAAGCUUCACUCAGCAGAUCCCGUGUCUCACUGAAACACUGGAGCCUGGCAGCUGGUUGAGCUUUUUUCCUGAAGGAGAGGACUCAGGCGCUAUCCUACCGAAUAUGGGCAUUAUGGCAUACUUUGUUCGCCACGUUGCAGUUCGAAAAAAGGUUCUGAGAUACAUUAAACACCUUGAUGAUGCCAUGGUCCCAUGGGACCCUCAAUCUGAAUUUGCAGCGCUGGACGCAGAUUGUCGCGCAUGGUACGAAUCCUUACCACCAAGUUUGCAGUUUACGCCCAACGCAAUAUACAUCAGAAAGGACUCUUCGCAACUUGGGGCUCUCUGCGUCCUGCACUGUGCACACUAUCAAACGAUAUGCGAUUUAUACCGAUUAGGAGCUCCAGCCCUUUACAAGCUACGGGCUGCCUUUGAAUUUCCUCCUGAACAGCAAGAGUUUCUGAAACAUCUCCAAAAGGUCCUCUUUGAUGCGGCAAGGACACUAGCCAGUAUCAUUGGGGAGACUGCCCAUCAUGGCUCCCACAUGCUAGCAGAUUCUUGGCUUCCGACGAUCACAUACGACAGCUGUCGGAUUAUGGUCUAUCAUUUGACCCAGAUUCUAGAUCCUCGAGCUGAAGAAACGAAAAGAAUCACCAUUGAAACAAUCCCCCUCUUACGAAGUAACAUCCAUUCCCUGAGACUCAUGGGAUCUCUUAGUAUGAUUUCCAACUCUUUGUGCUCUGCAGCUGAAACCAUGCUUGAUCGCUCGGGGAUAGGAUCAGAUGUUGUCGCGCAAAACAGCAUACCUGAUGAUCCUUACCAGCCCAACGGAGAGGAGGCCGAGAUUGAGAGCGUUCCUGGAACCCCAGUGCAGAGUGCACCAGACUAUGUACUGAAUCCCUUGUCCAUUUUUCGAAUGGCACGCAAGUCUAUCCCAGAGAGACACGCCCCCGAGAAGGCUGUAUCGUCGUCAGCCCCGAAUAGUGCUAAGCCUAACUCUACCACUGAUACCGACACGCCAUCGGGUGGCCCAAUACAACAAAGUGCAGGGACUGAUGAUUCCCAUGACCCUGAACUUGGAUUGGGCCAGGCAAGCCUCGAGGAGCUUCAGACACUGUUCAUGUCUGAUCUGGGCUGGGCGUGGCAACCGGCAGAUACCGCAGUAGGGUCAGGUAUUGAGGCAGCUGGACUACUACCAUGGGCUGGUGGAUUUUCCACCACUCAGGCAGAGCACUGGGUACCAGCAUUCCCAUUCUCGCAAGGUGCCUCCAUACGAGAAUCCUAUUGA